This is a messenger RNA of Cololabis saira (Pacific saury), 1059 nucleotides long. It is a transcript of the gene mchr1a, whose product is annotated as melanin-concentrating hormone receptor 1a. Gene Ontology annotation, molecular function: melanin-concentrating hormone receptor activity; neuropeptide binding. Gene Ontology annotation, cellular component: membrane; neuron projection. Lineage: Eukaryota; Metazoa; Chordata; Actinopteri; Beloniformes; Belonidae. The record is from RefSeq and is a predicted model, not a curated record. The transcript is spliced from 2 exons. The coding region runs from base 1 to 1059 and encodes 352 amino acids. Gene Ontology annotation, biological process: neuropeptide signaling pathway.
AUGACUCAAGGUUCAUCAGUGGAGGUGGUGACUCAAGUUGAAGAUGUGGUCCCGCACGGCGGCGUCAGCCUGCCCGUCCUCUUUGGAAUCAUCUGCUUUCUGGGUAUAAUCGGGAACUGCCUCGUCAUGUACACCAUCCUCAAGAGGACCAAGUGCCGCGCCAAGCAGACCGUUCCAGAUAUCUUCAUCUUAAAUCUGUCGAUCGUCGAUCUCCUGUUUCUCCUCGGGAUGCCGUUCCUCAUCCACCAGUUGCUGGGCAACGGUACCUGGCACUUUGGCGCCGCCAUGUGUCGGGUCAUCACCGCGCUGGACUCCAACAGCCAGAUCGUCAGCACUUACAUCCUCACUGCGAUGACCCUGGACCGUUACCUGGCUACGGUCCAUCCCAUCCGCUUCAAUUACAUACGCACGCCACGCGUCGCCGCGCUGGUCAUCGCGCUGACGUGGAUGCUGUCUAUGCUCACCAUCAUCCCCGUGUGGAUGUACGCGGGCCUCAUGCCUCUCCCCGACGGCCUGGUGGCCUGUGCCCUGCUCCUGCCCGACCCAUUCAUCAACAUGUACUGGUUCACGCUUUACCAGUUCUUCUUGGCCUUUGCUAUUCCGCUGGCGAUCAUCUGCCUCGUGUUCUUCAAGAUCCUCCAGCACAUUUCCACCAGCGUGGCGCCGCUGCCUCCGCGGAGUUUGAGGGUGCGCACCAAGAAGGUGACGCGCAUGGCGGUGGCCAUCUGCCUGGCCUUCUUCAUCUGCUGGGCGCCGUACUACAUCCUCCAGCUCAUCCACCUCGGGGUGCAGAGCCCCAGCCUGGCUUUCUCAUACGCCUACAACAUCGCCAUCAGCAUGGGCUACGCCAACAGCUGCAUCAACCCCUUCCUGUACAUCAUCCUCAGCGAGACCUUCAAGAGGAGGUUCCUCAAGGUCGUGCGGCCGGUGAACAGAAAGUCCCGGGUGAACCCCAGCACCACGGACGGCGGCUGCGUGAGCGUCAGGAUGGUCCCUGACGGGGGUCAGCGGGACCAGGCCUCCCAGGAGCUGCUUCCAUCCAGUGAAGCCCCGCAAUGA